This is a messenger RNA of Radiomyces spectabilis, 890 nucleotides long. RefSeq lists its product as uncharacterized. Lineage: Eukaryota; Fungi; Mucoromycota; Mucoromycetes; Mucorales; Radiomycetaceae. Bases 342 to 815 code for a protein of 157 amino acids. The transcript is spliced from 5 exons. The record is from RefSeq and is a predicted model, not a curated record.
AAUAAUAUACUGGGUUAGUGGAAGAAAAAAGAAGACGGAUUCCUAGCUUCUCGAAUCACAGGUGCCACAUGAUAUAGAAACCACACACUUUUUUGAUGUGCCACAUGGGUCGGAUGGUCACUUUACCGAUGAGAUGUGACAAUGCAGUGAACCCUAAAAAGACUGAGCCAGUUCAGACUCUGCUAUUGCCUCAUUUGACACUUAUUUCAAAGCCCGAAUCUAUCUGGGCUCUGGCGCUCUGGCAGUGACGUGUGACACACACACACACUCGCUCGACCUAAUUCAGCAUAACCAGUUUGGGAACGGAAGUCGCUCCACCCGUUCACUCCGACCCGAAAGUUAUGGAAUCGUUAGUGGAAGCUUCAAGUCAAGAACUUGCUACACAAAUACAUCCAGACCGAGCAGUACAGUCGUCGCUGAAUCGAUGGCACGAUCAAACGUUACAGUGCAGACAACGGAUAGAGGAGACAGCGGCCGGUGUAGUUAAGACGCGUGCGGAAACAGACGAGGUACAAGCGGCUGUACAAUUACUGCGUGAUAAAAUGCAGCAGCUGCAGGAAACGUUUGACGAGAUUGAUCAAAUCGAGGCGAUUGUCAACACUGUCAAAGAGACUUAUAAUGAGGUGGCGGCCAGUGUUGAAGCGGUUGAAAAAGCCGUCGCGGCCAGCCAUCGUACCAAACCUCUGUUCCAACUCCCUAUAGCCACCCGAUCUGCCACGCCCGAUAUUCCCGUUCAACCCUACUUUCCACCACCACCACCUGUUCAAAUCUAUCACACAGACGAUUUAUUCAAUUCGAGUAAUAAACCAGCCUGAUACACGCAUAGGCAGAUACCAAAAAUGGAUUGGGAAGCAUUGACGAGAUCAAAAAACAAAAUCAAGUUGUUUAGG